Messenger RNA from Delphinapterus leucas (beluga whale), 693 nucleotides. Lineage: Eukaryota; Metazoa; Chordata; Mammalia; Artiodactyla; Monodontidae. The record is from RefSeq and is a predicted model, not a curated record.
AUGCGCGUGACGCCCUCCGGGGUCACCGCCAGGCCAAGAAGGGCGGGCACCGCCGCGCGUCCUGGGGGAGAGAAGGGCGCGCACCGGGCGCGUAGCUUGGGAGCCGCGUGGCUCUGGAGCCCCGCGGCCCCCUCGCCGCGCGCCGCCCCCCGCGCCCGCUCCCUCCUCCCUUCCUUCUCCUCCCCCCUCUCGCUCCUUCCCCCCUCUCGCUCCUUCCCCCCUCUCGCUCCCUCCCUCCUCCCUCCCUCCCUCCCUCCGCGCUCAGAGCUGCGGCUGAAGCCGAGCGCGCCGCGUCGCCCGCCGCCGCCGGUGCGGAGCGUGGAGAGCACUCGGCCGCAGCCCUCGCCCGCCGUGGAGGGUCGCGCUGCCGGCCAGGUCGCCUGGUGCCUGGGCCUUUCGGUCCCUGGAGCGGAUCGUUGUCCGCCGGGCGUCCGACCGCAGCGACUAGCGACAGCGCCCGCCGGAGCCGAGGCCGCGGCGGCGGCCGUGCCCAUGACCGGGUCCCCUCAAGGCAGCAGAAACACCCUGCACGCUAAGCCUUGACCUAGCGCUCAGCUGGCUCUGUCCAUGGCUUGGCCUGCUCCCCGGAACCCUGCACAGUGCCAGGCCUGAAACCUUGAGCCGCAGAGGCCGCGCCAGAAGACCACUGCCCCCAGGGAUUUAUAGCAUGCCGGCUGCACCGGGCGAGUCUUA